Messenger RNA from Paramecium sonneborni, 400 nucleotides. The record is from the annotation of a GenBank genome assembly. NCBI's taxonomy places the organism in Eukaryota, Ciliophora, Oligohymenophorea, Peniculida, Parameciidae.
CUAAAUAUCAGCAUAUAUAAUAAUAUUGAUGAAUCCUAAUAGAAAUCAAGUAAUUUAAUAUGCUGAAUAUUCAUCUGAUCCACUCAGAAAUCAACAAUAAAUUUUACCAAACACAUAAUAAUAAUAAUAACCAAUAUUAUUUUCUUAAGUAAUACAAAGGAAUAAUGCAAAUGGAUGUGAUUUUCCAGCUGAUAUUGUUUGCCCAUAUUGCUCAAGAAUGAUUUAAACCCAUGUCAAAUAUAAAAUAGGAGUUCAUACUUGGAUAGUAGUAUUAUUAUUAUUAGUUUUAUUUUUUCCUUUGUUCUUUUUACCAUUUUGUUUCUUAGAAUGCUAAGACAAACAGCACAUAUGUCCACACUGCAUUUAGAAAGUUGGCUAUAAAUAAUAUAAAAUUUUUUGA